Messenger RNA from Medicago truncatula (barrel medic), 2210 nucleotides. RefSeq lists its product as uncharacterized. NCBI's taxonomy places the organism in Eukaryota, Viridiplantae, Streptophyta, Magnoliopsida, Fabales, Fabaceae. The transcript has 3 exons. Gene Ontology annotation, cellular component: nucleus. The record is from RefSeq and is a predicted model, not a curated record. Gene Ontology annotation, molecular function: transcription corepressor activity. Bases 44 to 1975 code for a protein of 643 amino acids.
AUCACCUCGUUGUUGUUUCGUUCACAAAAACCGAACCAGCCAGAUGGUGUUCUUUAAGCAGAAUUAUAAUGAUAUUUUCAUGGAUCAUGUGUCUUGUGAAGGCCUUGAAUCGAGUCCUCGAAUAGGUCCGGAAUACCAGGCGGAAAUUCCUUCCGUGAUUAAGAAAUCAGAGAAGCUCCCACUUCAAAUGAAUCCUGCUGAUUCAAAAGAUUUUCAUGAUAAAUCACGCUCCUAUGCAAUUUGUUUACCCAUGUCAGAAACAUGGAGCGAUGCUGAUACAAAAUGUUUUCUACUUAGUUUGUUUAUUUUUGGGAAGAAUUUUACUCCGAUAAAAAGAUUCAUCGAGAACAAAGGGAUGGGGGAAAUACUUUCAUUUUACUAUGGAAAGUUUUACAAAACUGAUGGAUAUUGUAGAUGGUCGGAGUGCAUGAAGUUAAAGGGGAGAAAAUGUAUGAUUGGGAAGAAACUUUUUACUGGACCAAGACAAGAUGAAUUAUUAUCUCGCUUGAUUCCUCAUGUAUCUGAAGAAUCUCAAGAUUCUUUGUUACAGAUUUCAAAGUCGUUUAUGGAGGGCAGAAUUUCUCUAGAAAAAUACAUAUCUUCUUUGAAGUCUACUGUUGGAAUAAACGUUCUUGUGGAAGCAGUAGGGAUUGGUAACAAGAAGGGAGACCUUACUAGGCUUGGUGUCGAACCUGGGAAGAACAGUCGGACGUUUUCAGCACCAACUUGCAAAUCUUUGUCUUCUCUUGGACCGAGUGAUAUAUUACAAUCUUUGACAGGAGGAUUUCGGCUGAGCAAAACCAAAAAUAAUGAACUCUUCUGGGAAGCUGUUUGGCCGCGCUUACUAGCAAGAGGAUGGCACUCUGAGCAAACAAAGUAUCGAGGAUGUGUUACCUCCGAUGAUUAUCUGGUUUUUCUUAUUCCUGGUGUUCAGAAGUUUUCAAGGAGAAAACUAGUGAAAGGUAACCAUUACUUUGAUUCAGUUAGCGAUGUCUUGAAAAAAGUAGUAGCUGAACCGAAUAUUCUCGUCCUUAAAGAAGAAGAAGCUGCUAAAGUCGGUAGCUGCAAUGAGGAAGAGCUAGAAAAGAGAUCAAAUGGACAUGAUUUAUCUGACGAUCAUCGCCAAUGUUACCUCAAGCCUCGAUCUUCUUCUUACAGUAAAGAUCACAUCAAAUUCAUGGUUACUGAUGCUAGUUUGGUGCAUGACGGAAAGCCAUCUGAUCUAAGGGAAUUGAAAUAUGUGCCUAUUAAUUCAUUGAGUAAAGUUGAUGUAGAUGCUGCUGGUAAAAAAUAUAAAGGGCACAAAUAUAUGAGGAAAGUAAACCAUAGCAAGGAUUUGUCUAAAAACAUAAAACAGAAUUCGACAAAGUUGACAGUUAAACCAGGAUCCUCUCGGUCUUCUAACUUUCGAGACGCUGACCAAAAUUUUUGUGGUUCAGUUAGUCAUCAGCAGAAUGGAAGUUCAACUGCUUCUUCAGCAAACAGAAAUGUGGAAGAGAAUAAUGAAAAAAACAUUCUCAAUGAUAGUUAUCGAUGCAUGAGUGUCUCUUGUGUUAAAAUUGAGAAAUGUGAGUCUUUCAGCAUUAACAUACCGCAGGUUCCUUCGAAUUCUGAAAAUAGAAAAAUGAUGGCAAUGGUGGAAGAAGCCAAGCAGGGGCUAAAGGCAAAAGAUCCACGUCUCGCAUCUGUUACUCAAGAAACAGUUGAGGAGCCUCAUAGAACUCCUUGUGAUGUUGGUUCGUUGGAACAACAGCCUGAUAUAAAUCCGAGGAGACAGAGCAAUAGAAAAAGACCAUUGACAGUUAGAGCAUUGGAAUAUAUAGCAAAUGAAUUCUUGCAUGUGCCAAAGAGGCAAAAAAGGAAAGACAUCCAGACGCAACAAGAUCAUCUCAAUCCUUGCUGCAAGGAUUGUAAAAGAGGCAAAACAAUGCUGCCUCGUCAUUGUUCAGAUCAUGGUACUGCAGUUUUAGCAUAGGAAGAAAAGCAUUUGAAUGGAGGUGGUAAAGGUAGCUACAUAUUUGCAAGUUACUUGGUUAAGUUAAAGAGUAGAGGUCAAUUGUUGUAAUUUUUUAAGCUACCUGCUAUCUGUCAUCAUGGAGUUUCUGACUGUUGUAAACAAAUUGGUUUUGAAUGUAUCGAUGCUCCUCUUGCCUUACUUGCAAAUUGUGUUCUAAAGCUGCCAAAUGAAUAGACAUACUGUACAAAAAAAA